Haplochromis burtoni (Burton's mouthbrooder) is the source of this 2228-nucleotide messenger RNA. RefSeq names its product kallikrein-15. The transcript is spliced from 5 exons. Gene Ontology annotation, biological process: proteolysis. Gene Ontology annotation, molecular function: serine-type endopeptidase activity. The record is from RefSeq and is a predicted model, not a curated record. The coding region runs from base 1353 to 2144 and encodes 263 amino acids. Lineage: Eukaryota; Metazoa; Chordata; Actinopteri; Cichliformes; Cichlidae.
CGGGACCUGUUCAGUAUCUUAGCUGUAUACUGUAUAUUCAAAAGGCUACUGAGUAGUCUUCACUUUAUCAUCAAACAUUAAGUUCACAAGUUUUCUCGUUACAACAAUUACUGUUUUUGAAUAGACUGGGUUUUAAAAACAUGUUUUACACAUUUUAACUAUAACUUUUGCACGUAGUUCAACAGAAAGUCCAAUAAGAAGCAAUACACAAUAACAGAAAACAGUAUCAGCUUGAUCGCAUUUGGUUACAAAGGAUUUGGUUAAGCAUUUGUAUAAGUAUCUCUUCAUGAUUCUGAAUAUACAAAAUACUAUGGAUAUGUUGAUAUGGGUUCCAAAGCAACUAAAGGAAUAUUGUAUAUACAUUCUCAUACAUUGGGCUAUUAAGCUGUUUAAGCAGCUCCAUUUAACUUUGACCUAAAAUACAAUAUAAAACUAUAGCAGGCAACUCCAAUAUAAAAUAAAAGGUAUGCCUAUAAUUUGGGCUUACCUCUACUAAAGUAAUUAUACAUGUGGAGGAUACUAUGACACAUAUAGUAAAAUAAUUGAACUAACACUAAUAGAAAUGAAUAAAUAAACAGCUAAAAGAAAUACAUACACGAGCAAAAGCAGUCUAUAGAACAUUUAUAGAGCUCAUGUUGGAAAACCCAAGAGUGUUUGGCACAACACUACAUUCAGAUCAGAAUUUUGACUGUAAAAGCUGCCAGACAGUACAGCAUUAAAAAAUUAAUUGACAAAUAAAUACAUUUGGAGGAUGACUUCAGUAGCAUGUUGUCAUAUAUACCAUAAUUCUAAGUGUUUUAUUUUUAUAUAAGUGGAUAGUGUUUAAUUGACCCAGAUCUCUAGCAGGAUUUUCCAGGGAGACAGUGGGAAACUAAGUAUCUCCACCCAAUGUGAUAUAAAGAACUAACUUUUAAUUUAAGCCCAAAUCAAAUCAUCAUUCAUCAUAUAUUGCAAUAAAUAUACUCUAAGUUACAUGGAAAAAGCACAAGGCUGCUAAACUAUUUUAUUUUGAAGUGUAGAGUUUAAGGUGAUAUAAAUUUAAAAAGGCCUGUCUUAAAAGUUUGAAAAAUUCUUUAAAAAAUGAAACGAAUCCCACAAGUUUAGUUUGAGGUAAAAAGGGGCUCCAAACUGGUUCUUCUAGUUCAGGAGGUCAGAGGUGCAGCUGGUAUGCAAAAACCUGUUCAGUAUUUUAAAUACACUCCUUCCCAUUUCUCCAAUCCUCUGCAUGUCCCACCCUAACGGUACAUGUAACUGCCAUAUUAGGCAUCUCACACCACUUGGCUCAUGCUAUAAAAAAGAUGCGGGAUCAGACUUUUGGUCACCUGAAGUGACCCACAUCCAGAGGGACCAGGAUGAUGCUUUCCUUUGUCUUUGUUUUUGUGCUCGCUGGUUGUGCAUCAGGAGACAUUGAGAAGAGGAUUGUUGGGGGAGUAUCCUGUAAUGAGGACAGGCAGUAUCAUGUCCAGAUAGACUCUGUUCAGGGGGGCAUGACCUGCGGAGGCGCUCUGAUUAACACCCGCUGGGUCAUCACGGCUUCUCAUUGUGCCGAACGGUUGGUCAAAGUGAAGAUUGGCUUAAACAACAAAGUACCAUUAUUGAAAAAAAUUAAAGGUUUUUUUAAGAAGCUUUUUAAAGGAUCCCCCAAAAAUCUUGAGCAGAACAUUGAUCCUAAACAACAGUUUACCUUCAAAGACGGUGAUCAACCCCAUGAUAUUAUGCUGAUAAAACUGAAUGAGGAUGUGAAUCCUAAACUUCCCACUAUCAGGCUUCCUCCUGCUGAAGGGUGUCAAAAACCAAAUAUGAAUGAUCCUGUUCAGAUUGGAGGAUGGGGUUUCAAGACAGCUGAUGUGAAAAAGACCAGCAACCCCAAGAAUUUAAAGUGCGCUAUGACUGAGAUAGUUCAGUGUGGAGAGAAUGAUAAACCUGAUAGUAAAUACUUUAGUGAUGAGUCUACCACCAUGUGUGCUCAUAAACCUGGCGUGGAGUCCUGUUUUGGUGAUGCUGGUACAGCUGUGGAGUACAACAGCAUUUUACAUGGAAUAAUUGUCAGUGACCCUGUUGAUAAGUGUGCAAAUCCUGUUGUAAUGCUGAAUAUUUGUCACUACAGACAGUGGAUUGCUGAAACCAUGCUGAACAAUCCAUGAGUAAACCACAGAGGAAAUACGUUUCCCUUAAAAAUGUCAUUUCUCAUUUUUCCUAAUUUAUUCUGAGAGUUUAAAAAUAAACUG